Exophiala dermatitidis NIH/UT8656 is the source of this 2220-nucleotide messenger RNA. RefSeq lists its product as uncharacterized. The transcript has 2 exons. The coding region runs from base 1065 to 1454 and encodes 129 amino acids. Lineage: Eukaryota; Fungi; Ascomycota; Eurotiomycetes; Chaetothyriales; Herpotrichiellaceae. The record is from RefSeq and is a predicted model, not a curated record.
UGCAGAUAUGCAUCCUCGUCGAUGCAGCUUUGCGCUUUGGUCGCCCUGCCACAGCAUUUCUUGGUCAAGGCAGCUGCAGCUGGCAAGAACUGAACCCCACGAGAUGAUCUCCAUCAAUUCCCGGCACGGGCUAUAGACGAUGCGGCAUGCAUGACUCUCAGGCGAAAUUUGGGCAAGGCUCAAGUCAGACUAGAUGAUUCUGGAGGUCGAAUUAGGCUCGGAUCAGCGGUGUAUUCAGCCGAAGGAAGGAUUUGUCGAGAGCGCGUAUCGCUGCCUCUCGCUCGGAUAUGGCGGUCUGGAGGACAAGGGAAUGUCGGGCACCGUUGUUGGCGGGCACUGAGGGAAGCAACCGUUCGACAUUUAGUUUCACCUGGGUAUCCAGGUACUAGAAGGAGCCGCGUUGAACCAGGGCUGUGAGCGAGAGCGCCAUGCAUCGGAAGCUGUGGGAUCAAGGCCAGAUGACCUUGAAGCUGUUAUCGCAAGUCCCGAGCUUUGGCGUAAUCGGCCAUAUGUUUGGAGCCGACAUGCGGGGAACAAGACCGAUGGCUUACCACUGGAAUGCUUGUAGAGACAAUCUACAAGCAGAAUGAAGUCCCUCCACGGACUGGUCCGGGAGCUGCAGAUGGAUGGGUUGGACGUCUGCGCAGCUGGUCUGGGCCUGAUUGCGAUUCAUUUCCCGGAAACAGCAACUCCUAUAUCUCAAUAUGGGGACCCCAUCUGCAGCCCAAUCAGCCUCAUCCAUAGGCAAGGCCAUUAUUGAUCACUUUCGUGGUUGAUGUUCUGGCAAUACGAACGCAGGGAGUGUCGUAAAUGCCUGUCAAAUACGCGAAUCUUACUCGGCUUGAUUUGGCUGGCGUCGAGAUUGUGCUUGCAUUGACGAAAUCGUAUCCCUCAACCAAAAUUGCACCAUUUCGAGCCCAAUCUUGAAGCUGAAAACCAGUUAUACCUCCCGGAUGUCGCUUCAUGCUAUCAACCCGCCAGCAUGGGACACGAUGUGGCGCAUAAAGUCGUCAAGGAUUAUAGGACAGCUUCAACGGUCGCCAAUGCAGUCUUGAUGAAGUGCUAUGCCGCACAGGGCUUCAGACUGCGUCCCAGCGAGCAGCUUGAAUAGGAGAACCGGGAGACUGCUCGUAGCGAUGACACCCCACAUGGAGGUGCUGCGUUAUUCCAUUCUGGAAGCCAACGCACGUCCACUCUUUCCGCUUUCAGGUUGCCAACGUCUUUCGCAGCUACUAUGGUGGAUUAGCCGGGGGGCUCGCGUCUCGCCUGUCCCGAUGGUAAAGGCUACUAGGCUGGUGCCCUGCCGAGAGCCUUCGCCAGAGCCUCGCCCGGAAGAGGGUGCGUUUGCUGCAUGCGCUUCUUGGGCGAGAAGCCGUACUGCCAAUAGCCUUCCUGGGGUGCGCAGAGCUUCCUUAUUCCGGUUUGCGAAUAGAGGAUGCGGCACUAUUGGAUGAAAAGCUCUCCUGAAGAGGGAUAUGGAUCGAAGUAUGUAUCCCCUUACCUGGAAUCGAUGAGACCUUUUCAAUUCAGGUUGCACAAGUGGACUGUGUCGAUGAAAGCCCCCUGGGAUUGCAACAGCCUUGGAGAGAGCCGGGGCAGAAGUGCUGAUACUUAAUGAAGGAAAGGGCCUUUUGCCCUCGGUGUGGGAUGGUAUAGAGCUUUCACGACCUUGAGCUGAAGCCUCCUCAGCGUCUGUGGCAAUGAUCCUGAUCAUUACCAAGAACCGGCUAAUUGAUGCCUGUUCUUCUCAGUUGGCCACAGUGACCGAUACACGGAGUUGGCGUUGAUAUCCCGUUUCUCAAGAUUCUCUCUGAGCUGGGGAAGUCCAAGAUGUCAGCCAGAGGGUAGCCGGCUUGAAGUUGGAUGGGUCGUUACCUGUCCGUGUGCAUUGCCAAAUCCAAGGGCACCUGCUGUCCCGGACGAACGUCGAUGAGCCAACCGCAGCUCAAGAAAUCAGAUCACCGAUAAUGAUCCCGGCAUGAACCUAUGCAAGUUAGGGAUGAUACCAGGAAUUGUCCAAAUGAACCCUCAAACUGUCAACUUCAACUUGCAGACACUGUUCAUUCUGCUGCCCUUGUGAUGAGCCAAUCCUCCGAAAAGACUCCCGGCCUCACUAUGCAAAGAUGCAUCCUUGCUGCAGGUGGUUGUGCGACUGAUUACUGUAGUAUGUGAGCCACGAUAAGGCAUAGCAUGUCAGAUAGUAAUCCGACCUAUUUACAC